Aureobasidium musti is the source of this 1497-nucleotide messenger RNA. The record is from the annotation of a GenBank genome assembly. NCBI's taxonomy places the organism in Eukaryota, Fungi, Ascomycota, Dothideomycetes, Dothideales, Saccotheciaceae.
AUGCCCUUCAGGCGCAACAUCCGCUUCCCUACUCGCGACACAAACAUCAGUCCAACCACCAUGUCUUCGGCCACACAAGACCCACAAGCCACCACGGCACCCUCAGAUCGUCUGGCUGAAAUGCUAGACUCGUCUGCCCGCAUCGAAGAACUAUCCUCGGCCCAGGAAGAAGAAAUCCAAGAAGCAGACGACGACUCCGAAUACGAGACUUCUUCCGACAGCGACGAUGGCCAAAACGUACAUGCCUGGAUGGGCUCAAAGCUCAAGCCCAACCUACCCUUCUACUUUGCAUCUCCUGGCCCGCUACAAGACAGUCUGGAGACGUCAACUUCGGUCGCUCAAGAAAAGACAAUGAGAGAGGUUAUAGACCUGAUGACGGGCAAAGAACAAACCAUCAUGGAUGUCAAUGUAUAUGGUCUGCCACAUCUUCUAAAGACCAAGCAUGCUGCCUUUCUUCGCACGAUCUUGGGAAAAUACCCUCCACCUUUCCAAGUCAUGGAUGCUAGUCGACCUUGGCUGUUGUACUGGGCGCUCAACGGUCUGAGAACGCUGGGAGUCGAUAAUCCUGAAGGCGGCUUUGGUGGUGGUUACGGUCAUCUUUCUCAUGCUGCGGCGAGUUAUGCUGCUACGUUGAGUUUGGCCCUGGNNUGGCACUGGCUCGGCCAAGUCAAGAACCCCUCUGGCGGCUUCAACAUGGCCGUCAACGGCGAGCAAGACGUCCGCGGUGCCUACUGCUGCAUGACCAUCCACACCCUCCUCCACCUACCUCUCACCCUUCCACCAUCCUCGCCCGCCCGCGCAGCCGGCCUCGAAUCCUUCACCUCCAACCUCGGCUCCUGGAUCAGUACUUGCCAAACCUUCGAAGGCGGACUCGGCGGCGCACCAGACAACGAAGCCCACGGCGCCUAUGCAUUCUGCGUUCUCGCCUGCCUCUGCAUCCUCGACUCUCCCACCAAAGCCAUCCCCACAUACCUCGACACCAAAUCCUUGACCCACUGGUUGGUAUCUCGUCAAGCCUCCCCCGAAGGCGGAUUCAGCGGCCGCACAAACAAACUAGUAGAUGCAUGCUACAGCCACUGGGUAGGCGGCUGCUGGUCCCUUCUCGAAUCCGCCCUUUCCAUUCCCGCUGAGAAAUCACUCUGGCACAGAGAAGGCCUAGUCCGCUACACUUUAACCUGCUCACAAGCCAAGAAAGGCGGGUUGAGGGAUAAACCAUCCACACGCCCUGAUGGCUAUCACACAAACUACUCGCUAGCGGGAUUGAGCGCUGCGCAAUACAUCUACACGUACAAGCCAGAUGCAAAUGAGACACAAACAGCAGAGGAAGCUUUGACUGCGGCCUUCAAGUGGUCGUUUGAGCGUCCUACUCAGCAACAGAUGAAGGAAUGGUGCUUUGAUGUUAGAGAUAUGGUUGAGCCCGUGCAUCCUGUCUUCGUCUUGCCGUUUGAUGUUGUGGAAGACACCAGGGCAAAGUUUGCUGCUAAAGUUGGUUUUUAG